CCCUUGCCGGUUGCCAUUCUCGAGGGUUUUGCUUCAGUAGCCCUAUUAUCUCCGUUUCUCACCAAUUCGAAAAAUUCACUAUUCAACUCCAUCACCAUCCUUUCUUCUCACUUCAACAACAAUGGCGGCUCUUUCCAAAGUCAAUUGGUAUUCCUCCUACAAUCAACAACCACUUCCUCUAUCUCUCCGCCAUAACCGUCCUUUCUUCUCUACACCCAUCUCUUUUAAGCCCCAAUCUUCUCGUCCCUUUUCGUCUUCUCUAAUCAUCAAAUCUUCCUCAUCUUCAAUUCCUCAAUCUGUCUCUAAACCUAAAACCUCUAACCUUUUUACCUUCCUCAAAACCCCUCUUACAAUUGCAGUGGCUGCCACCGCUAUAUUCUUUUCUGGGUUGGGUUUUAAGCCAUUGAUUGCUAUUGCGAAUCCCAUGGCUGAAACUUCGACUAUACUGGGAGAAGAAGAUGCCGCAUAUUCUGAAGAAAAAGAAAAGAAGUUAGAGGAAAUGUUAGCGUCGAACCCAGAUGAUGUUCAAGUAUUAAAGUCAUUAAUGGAAGUUAAAACCAAGAAUAAGAAACUUCCAGAAGCUGUGGAAGUUUUAAACAAGUUGAUUGAACUUGAACCAGACGAAAUAGAAUGGCCCUUAUUGAGAAGUCAUAUGUAUACCUACAUGGGUGAAUCCGAAUUAGCAAAAGCCGGGUUUGAAGAAAUCAUAGCCAAAGACCCGCUUCGAGUCGAAGCUUUUCAUGGGCUUGUAAUGGCGGUUUCUCAAGGCGAAUCGGAAGGAAAAGAGCUUGAAGAUGUAUCAAAAAGGAUUAUGGAAGCAAUAGAGAAGUCUAAAAUGGAGAAAAAGAAGGAUGAAGUGAGGGAUUUCAAGCUAUUAAUUGCUCAAAUUCGAGUAAUUGAAGGGAAUUAUGUGGAAGCAUUGAAGGUUUAUCAAGAACUUGUCAAGGAGGAACCAAGAGAUUUUAGGCCUUAUUUGUGUCAAGGAAUCAUCUACACUUUAUUGAGGAAACAAGAUGAAGCAGCCCAACAAUUUGAUAAGUAUAAGAGGCUUGUGCCAAAGGGACAUCCUUAUGCACAAUUCUUUGAUGAUAAUAUGCUUGCUACUAAGGUAUUCUCUCAAAUGGCUGAGAAUGAAUCUAUGAAAUCAGGUUCUAAAAGCUGAAAUUUUGUUUAAUUAUGAGAUUAGUUGUUAAUCAAUGAGGGAUUAUGCAUAUGCUUUCAUAGAAAGGUUUAAGUUAUGGGCUUGUUUUAGUUUUUUUGCAUGUUUUGAAGCUUUAUGAUUAUUAAUUGAAGGAUUUAGUUAUAAAUUCUAA
Molecule: messenger RNA, 1313 nt
Organism: Amaranthus tricolor (Joseph's coat)
Lineage: Eukaryota; Viridiplantae; Streptophyta; Magnoliopsida; Caryophyllales; Amaranthaceae
Product: protein SLOW GREEN 1, chloroplastic-like
Exons: 1
Coding region: 122-1162 (346 amino acids)
Cellular component (GO): chloroplast thylakoid membrane
Molecular function (GO): protein binding
Source: RefSeq, a predicted model, not a curated record